Messenger RNA from Patiria miniata (bat star), 1041 nucleotides. RefSeq lists its product as uncharacterized. The record is from RefSeq and is a predicted model, not a curated record. Lineage: Eukaryota; Metazoa; Echinodermata; Asteroidea; Valvatida; Asterinidae. Gene Ontology annotation, biological process: DNA integration. Gene Ontology annotation, molecular function: nucleic acid binding. The transcript has a single exon. The coding region runs from base 1 to 1041 and encodes 346 amino acids.
AUGGUUGCCGCCGCCAACGAAGUUGACAACUUGGCCAGCAGGAUCGAUAUCAGCAGGUACAGCAGCUAUGACAAGCUCCUAAAGGUCACAGCCAGAGUCCUUGCUAUAUAUGAGAGACGGAAUUUGAGAGGAGCAACAAAGGUUCUCACAGCAGAAGACAUCGUGCAGGCAGAGCUUUUCUGGAUCAAAGAGUGCCAGAAGCCUCUGAUGACAACUUUGAAGGACGACAAGAAAACCUUCGACAAGCUUUAUGCCAAGCUAUGUCCCAAGGUGAGAGAUGAUGGUGUCAUGGUUGUUGGGGCUCGUGCCGAGAGGCAUGUGCACUUCAGCCACAAUCGACAAGAAGUCCCUCUUCUACCGUACCAUCACAAAUUCUCGAAGCUGUACGCAACCCACGUGCACAACAGAGCCCACCCUGGUGUACAGACCACCGUUUCGAAGAUCCGUUCCAGGUACUGGAUUGUCAACCUCUACAAGAUGGCAAAGAGUAUCCGACAUCACUGCGUGCCAUGUAGACGACACGAGAAAGACAUGGCUGGCCAACAAAUGGGGAAACUACCAUUGGAGCGACUGAAGCCUUCCCCACCGUGGACUUACGUAGGAGUGGAUCCUUUUGGGCCCUACACCAUUCGAGGAGAAGUGAACAAGAGGGCUAGGGGCAAGGCAUAUGGCGUCGUGUUUAACUGCUUUUCCACUAGAGCAGUCCAUGUAGAUGUUGCUGUAGAUUACAGCACAAGCGGCUUCCUACAAGUUCUUAGAAGGUUCGUAUCCCUAAGAGGCUACCCAGCAGAGAUGUACAGCGAUGGAGGCAGUCAACUCGCCGCAGCUUCCAGAGAACUCAAGCUAGCUGUGGAUGGAUGGGAUCAGAACCGCCUGCAGGAGUUUGGAAUUACAGAUGGCAUGACAUGGAAGUUCUCGAUGGCGGAUUCGCCGUGGCAAAACGGAGUCACCGAGACCCUCAUCAAAGGUAUAAAGAAGGCAAUCAAUCACGCCAUUGGGGACCAAAUCCUACCAUUUCACGAGCUGCAGACCGUUUUCUAA